Spirodela intermedia is the source of this 84-nucleotide messenger RNA. The record is from the annotation of a GenBank genome assembly. Lineage: Eukaryota; Viridiplantae; Streptophyta; Magnoliopsida; Alismatales; Araceae.
AUGACCAGGGGGACGUCUCUGAAACCCAGGCGGGUCAUGGCGGCGAAGACGGCGUCGAGCUGCUGGUCGAGGAGGUUGGUGUAG